AUGGCCUCCCCCGCCGUCGUGCAGCCCCUGCUCCGCCCGCUGGACACCGCCUCGUCGUCCCACUUCUUCCCCCACAGCAGCUCCGUCGCCGAUUUCAUUGGCAGGCACCUGCCCUCCUGGCAUCCUGCGCAUCCUCGCCAGCAGCAGCAGCAGCAGGACGCAGUCGACGGGGUGCUCGGCGACAGCGACGCUGCUGGCUGGCGUCGCCACACGCGCGCCUUCCUGUUCUCCCGCUGGGGCCACUACCUCGUGCUGCUGCUCGUCGCGGUGGAUGUCGCCUGCAUCUUCGCCGACUUCCUGAUCGAGCUGCACACCUGCGAGCUCAAGCAGAGGCACCGCCGCAUCGAUCCGCGCUGGGGCACCGCCCAGGAGGCGUUGGGGCUGGUCAGCCUGGUGUUUUCGUGCCUGUUCAUGCUGGAGUUGAUUGCGGCGACGUUGAGUUUUGGCUUGCACUACUUCUCGUCCAAAUUCCACGUGUUCGACUCGCUCGUCAUCGUCGUCGCUUUCGUGCUCGACGUCGCUCUGCGCGGCAUCGUCGAGGAGAUCGGCUCCCUGGUCGUGGUCCUGCGGCUGUGGCGCGUCUUCAAGAUCAUCGAGGAGCUUAGCGCGGCGAGCGCCGACGCUCUAGAGAAGUACGAGGACCAGGUGGAGGAGCUGCGGCGGGAGAAUCACAUGUUGAAGCGGAGGCUGAGGGUGGAUGCAGAUAUUGAAGCGGAAGCGGAUGUGGAUGAAGAGGAUUGA
Rasamsonia emersonii CBS 393.64 is the source of this 741-nucleotide messenger RNA. RefSeq lists its product as uncharacterized. Bases 1 to 741 code for a protein of 246 amino acids. The record is from RefSeq and is a predicted model, not a curated record. The transcript is spliced from 2 exons. Gene Ontology annotation, cellular component: plasma membrane. Gene Ontology annotation, biological process: proton transmembrane transport. NCBI's taxonomy places the organism in Eukaryota, Fungi, Ascomycota, Eurotiomycetes, Eurotiales, Trichocomaceae. Gene Ontology annotation, molecular function: voltage-gated proton channel activity.